Messenger RNA from Oryzias melastigma (Indian medaka), 2138 nucleotides. It is a transcript of the gene lrrc14b, whose product is annotated as leucine rich repeat containing 14B. The transcript has 3 exons. NCBI's taxonomy places the organism in Eukaryota, Metazoa, Chordata, Actinopteri, Beloniformes, Adrianichthyidae. Gene Ontology annotation, cellular component: cytoplasm. Bases 367 to 1950 code for a protein of 527 amino acids. Gene Ontology annotation, biological process: negative regulation of apoptotic process; negative regulation of cell differentiation; positive regulation of cell population proliferation. The record is from RefSeq and is a predicted model, not a curated record.
UUCAAGUAGAAUUGACAUUUUAAAGCUAAAAUAAUACAUGGAUCAUCUGAGUAUUCUGCUAUAAAUACUUUACAAAGUGGAUUUAUAAACUGUGAAGCUCCCUGGUGGUGUUCAAACGCUCCUACACAUCUCUGAGGCAGAAGCUGCAAACACACACUGACUGACGAAGAACAUGAGACAGCUGCUCCUAUUAAUAACCUCGACCCACUUACCCAUCACAAGACCCCUGUCCCCUCAGUGUGUUCGCUCCCUCAGAACAGCAAGUCCAGUUUCAGACAAAAGCCACCAGCUGACAGCAAAGGGGAAUACCAACAAUCAAAGAGCUCCAAAAAAAAGAGUUUCUUCUUAGAGAAGAAACCUGGGAACAUGAAGUCCCUGCGCUUCAUUGCUGCUGAGGGCUUCAUCCACACGGGUCCAAGUGCUCAGAGGAACCUCAACUGUGUGUCUUUUAACCUUUACCCGCUUCUCUUCAAGGCCUGCUACCUCCAUGAACAGGCUGACCUGUUGCAUACUUUGGUCCAGACGUGGCCUCUGCCAGAACUUGACCUUAAAAAAAUCCUGGGGAGAACCAUCGACUGUCAAGUGGACCUCACCUCUCGCACAUGCCGGCUUUGUUUGGAAGCAAUUCUGACUGGCUUAAAGGACUACGUGUUAUCGCCUCCAACGACCUACACCAAGAACCUCCGUGUGGUCGACCUGACAGCCCUUAAGGAUGUUGAACACCAAAUCUGUCCCUGCAAAUCCACUCUGGGUCGAUGGGCAAGAACCAAACUCCUAACCCGAAUGUGCUAUGAGACCAUGGUGGCAAUGCAAGCCAGUGAUGUGUCUCAGUUUGCCUUUGAAACGGCGAUCGACGUUCGUCUGAACGGCUUCAUCACAGGCCGCAGUUACGAGUUGGUGGCUCAGGCCUUCUUGCUGCUCCGCUACUGUCCUCUGAAGCCCCGCUUCAUCAGCUUCAGAGCCGACUCCCUCACUCUUAAGCAGCUCUUCUACGUCCUUCGUCUGGCCGAGCCGGAGUCCAUCACAAAGCUUGAGGUGGUCCACAAUGUUCCCCUCGAAGCUGUACAUCUAGAGGUGCUACUGUCCAGAGUGGAGUUCACUAAGUUGCAGUCUUUAACGCUACCAGCUGGAGCUUUGGAUUUUAGGAGGCUGGGCUCUGAUGAUGAGAACCUUCUUGCAACAAUCGGAAAUCUGUUGGCACAAAUAAGCAGCCUCAUUGAGCUCUGUGUAGGGUUCUCUACUCUCACGGGACACCUCAGAAGACUCCUGAAUCCCCUCAACACUCCACUUCAGUGUCUGGAACUGGCCAACUGCUCUCUGAGCCGUGUGGACAUGACAUACCUGGCCAACAGCCUCCACAGUGAAGCGCUGGUUCGCCUAGACAUCAGUGGGCACAGCCUUUUUGGCUCUUUUUCCGCACCGCUGACGAAACUGCUAAGUCGCUGUUCAGCUACUCUAACACACUUGAUCCUUGAGGAAUGCGACAUCGAGGACGAACACUUGAACACUUUCAUUAACGCGCUGACUCCCUGCCAGAAACUCGAGGAGCUCAAACUUCUGGGGAACCCCCUCACUUCUGUUGGGUUGCAAGGUUUAUUCUCUGCGCUAUCUGCUAGUUUCCCAAAGCUGCGAUACAUAGAGGCGCCCGUACCCCGAGAAUGCUACCCUGAAGAGGUCACCUAUCCGCUUGAUGAAGCCGUCUUGCUGUCCUACAACAAGGAUUUGUUUCAGGAGAUCAUGAACCAGCUGUUGGGAGUCCUACAAAGAGCUGGCAAAGAUCAUGUGGAGGUGUGCACCCCCGUCAUGGGCGCCUACGAUCCAGAUAUUAAUGAAACGAACAAUGAACUGGGAGUCUCCAUGCUGAAAUCUUUCAACAGUGUUAUUGGGGACUUCAUAGGUACAAUUACAGAUGUGGACAACAGGAGAUCACAGUUUCAGAGAGAUUACUGAUGUAGUUUGACUCUAUGAGAAGAUAGUCUGAAUUUAGAAUAAUAGUAAGUUCUUUAACUGCUUUCUGGCUUUAAAUUUUUUGGCUAAUUUAUGCCAAAUCACAGCAAACAAAUAUUAAAAUCUUUCCUUGGAAGCCAACACCAAAAUCCCAUAAGCUGACAGAAAGCCCACAACUUUUUGUUGUGUGA